AAGUUCUCCAUCGACAACAGCGUAGCAGCUAACUCCACGUUAUUUUUUUCAUCCGCAAGAGCUACUUGCCGGGGGGAAUAGAACAGUGAAAGUUCAAGUUGUAAAUAGCUUGUUUUCGAAUCAGUGUCAGUAAGUUGUAUAGAUUUUUUCAAAACGUCGGUGAGUCUGUCCCCUCGCUAGUUGUACGCGAAGACUCUUUUAACAGACGCACAACUACUAAGCCGAUCAAUAUUUGAACUGCGACGUCUGAAAUCAUUCGAGUUUCUUCGCGCAUCAUAACUUACUAUCUCCGCUUUGACAAGUAGAGAGAGUAGUUGCAAGGCACCGGCAGGCAGAAAGAAACCCGAUCAAUAAGAAGUCUCUUCCUGGUCGUGUUACAACUGCUCCAUCCGACUACACACCCGAACAUGGUUUUUGGCACUCCGAAGCGUGGCGGUUCAAACCGCAACUCCACGAGCAGCAAUGGAUUAGGGUCAACACCCAGUAACAACCACAGCCACCAGGUGAUGGAGACCAUUGAGGUGUUAGUGAAGCCUAUCGUACGAAAAACGUGUUUCACUGUAAGGAUGUUGCAAGUUUUGCAUCACAGGUUCGUUUGCUCUACAUCACAAAGAAAAUUUCUCAUGCGAGGCUCCUAAGGGAAAAUACAGCUAAAGUAGCCCACUGUCUUGCAUGUGUAGCAAGACAAACACUUUUGCGAUACACAUUUUGCAUUACAAGUUUACAGUGAAACAGUUUUUUCCUGCGAUAAAGCCGGGGAUGAAACUCUACUGGAAGGCGGAACCGAAGAAUUAUCCUGUGCAAAAGUAUCCUACUCGUAUAAACGCAUUACAAAUUUCCUCAGCAUGAGAAACAAAAUUUGUAAUGCGGAUUUGCCUUAGGAAAAAAAAUUUGUAAUGCAUAAUUGCAAUUAUUACGAGUGCGAUCCUUUUGCACAGGAUAAGAACUCGAUUACAACAAUACCCUGGGAAAAAACGUCGACGUCCCCAACCCCAGCUCAUAGCUGUAAAUGCAAAUCUGCAUGCUGAUGCUGAAAGUGAAAACAAAAUCAAAAUUGUUAAUGUUUCUCAUUUGGAGCCGCAUGAGCAGUAUUCUCUAGUCGUGUUUUGGAAUUUGUCAUGCUCCAAUAGGCAUGAUAUGCUAGAUCUGUGAUGCUAGCUGCUGAACAAGCUAAUAAACAGGAUUACACUACAACUAGUAAGAGGCCAAGAAACUUGUCUUGCGCAGCAGCCAAAGCUGGUUGAUUUGUCUAGCAGAUUGCCCAAUUUGGGUAUGGGUUGGGGUCGUUUUUCCUUCUGAUAAACAAAACAGUUGCCAGAAAAUGCGUACCACCACCCGGAUGGAAACUACAACUUUAGGUUGCUGAACUUGGAAAACGAAUAUGAGAGUGCACAACUCCCUCUCCCCCUCAUUUGCAGGGCGUACACAGCAAUACAAGCAACGGCAGCGGUGCGGCCUCCGCAUGACAAAUCUACGCAAGGACUGUAGUGCUGUUUGAGGUUGUUCGAAACUUUGUCAUGCAAACAAUGCUGCAACGCACGAAGUGGAUUUGGUGAUUUGCAUUACAAAUGAGGAGGAGGGGCUGUUGUGCGCGCUCAUAACGAACUGGGUUACAGGUUUGACACGGAUUUGGACAUAUCCUGUGGAAAAAACUAUUCCUGUUCACCCCGUACUUUUACUUGUUACGCAAAAGCAAAUAUAGCAUCUGGUACGACGAGUGUGUCGUGCAGCUCCCCAUGACCACAGUGGCAUGAUAUUCUAAUCGUCGUGUUUCGGGAAUUCUUGUCAUGCUGUAUUCGGCCCAAGAAAAUGAAACAGAUUGCCUCUACGUACAGCUAAGAUUUUUCAGAUUCAUCGCGAUGCGGCCUCUAGAAUUACAGCUAAACACGCAUUAAAUGCCGUGGAUCUUCCAACGUUGUCAUUCAUGGAGCCCAAAAUAAAUGCUUGAAGAUUUGUGCAGUAGUACACACAAGCAUCGAUCUCGACGUUGACUCUGGGGUGGAGGUGGGUACGUAGUUUUUUACACAGGAUAUCACAUCUGCUACCAGCCAUUCGCAAAAGAUUUCGGGCCCUUGAAUCUCGCAGUCAUCUGGCGCUACUGCCGACUGAUGGAACAGGUAUAUUAUUUCUCUUGCGAUGAAUGCAUUGUGCUUCUGUUGUUUGUUUGUGCUCAUGCGUGAAGGUGGGAACGCGUUUACACACCUUUUUCUUCUAGCGCUAUUUCAAGAAAAACCCUCGCUGUUUUGAUUGUGCUUCUCUUUCUACCUCACGUUUGUUGCAAUGGAAGAACGCAUGACAGAUUAUCGCACUCCAUCUUUUUAUGCAUGACAUCAAUAUCAAAAACCCCUUUCAAAAUCAGGUCAUGGACAUGGACACGAAAACGAUUACGCACGAGUGUGACACCAGUGACCUAAUCCGCCUGACCAAUUCAGUUUUUCUGAUCAGUUCCUACUGCAUCGUCAAGGAGGGCGCCAUAUGGAAUGCAAAUAUGUCUGGGUCUGGAAGGUUGCAACUUGUCUUGUGAUGCUGUCUUUGGAAGGUGAAAAAAUUUGUAUUGCAUGACCAGCAAGAGGAGUUCAGUUUGUGCUGCGCGGAGUGGGCGUUUCUCAUGCGGGAUACGCAUCAGCAGGCCUCUUAAAAAUCUGUGAUGCUAGGUCGUGCAUUUAUUUUAGGCAUCAUGGGUUAUCUUAUGCAAAAUAUCUAUGCAUGACAAACCUGGCACUCUUCCAGACCCAGACACUUUUGCAUUUGAUACGCCACCGCGAAGCAGAUGCACGACAAAUUCCGGCACCUGAGCGGCAACUUCGUUCCCUACAGGGACGUAUGGAUUGCAAAAAUGUCUGGGUCUGAAAGAUUGCAACUUGUAAUGCUGUCUUUGGAUUCCAAAAAAAUCUGUAUUGCAUGAUCAGCAACGGGACUCCAGUUUGUGUUACGCGGAAAGGGCAUUUCUCAUGCGGAAUAGGCAUCAGGAAGCCCUCUAAAAAUCUGUGUUGCUAGAUCAUGCAUUAGAGGCAUCAAUCAUCAUACAAAAUAUGCAUGACAAGUCUGCAUUCUUCUAGACCCAGACAUUUUUGCAUUUGAUAAGACGCGUCCAGCUGCGCCUCACUCUGGGACCUGGACAUGCUGUCCGCGUUGGAGGGUUUGGAACUCGGGGUGAAGUUCGGCUGGUUCGAUAUGGCAUUCUCAAACUUUACAUUCUCAACUGUUACAUGAUUUGUCAUGCCAAACUAACACCAACAUCCACACGAUGAAGCUGCUACGCAUCACAAAUUUAUGAAGGGCUAAACAGUAUUGAAAUCUGUGCCGAAUUUGUAAUGCUGCAGGCACAAUCUACGCCCCUUGACUUUUGCCAUAGUUGCAUUACAUACAAAUUCAUGUAACAGUUGAGAAUUUAACGUUUGGGAACGCCAUAUUCGACUUCAAAACAUUUGAUGCGGACGAGUACGAGCACUUUGAGAAGCUAUGCAUUGCAAAAUUAUUUUAUCGUACAGCUAGUGGUCCUUGCAUGAGGAAUGCAAUUUGUAAUGCUGAUUUUCCUCUAGAAUCAUCUCAUGAAAUGCAUCCGCAGUUCAAUUUGUCGUGCAUCAGUGCAACAGCAACCACGAGGACUCGGACUAUGAGUGUACGAUACUACUACUUUUGCAUUGGAUAACACGUGGAGUCCGGCGAUCUGAACUGGAUCUUGUAUCACAAGAAAAAGUGUUAACGUUAACGGAAUUUGUGAUGCAGAAAUGCAUCACAAGACGUGUCAGUGUCAGAAUUUGUCAUGCAUAGCAUGCACAUUGGGCUACAUUUGUGAUGCAUGACUGCAAUCUGUGAAAACCUUUAACGUUAGCACUUUCUCCUGUGAUAUCGUGCCGGGAAAAAUCAUCGCGUUCGCAACGCCGCAGAAUAGGGCAAGGGUACUAAGCUAUGUCAGGAUAGUACAACGCCUAUUUUUCUGAAGAACUUGAACUUUACUCUGUCAUGCGUCAUCUAGUUUCGAAAACUCUCUUUGUCAUGCGCCGUGGACCUACAUCAGUGCCGGUGCGCUUGGAUUUGCGCAAAGGGAAAAAAACACUAUGUCAGGACAUGGACGGCUACACCUGCUGGACCCCGGAAUCCUAUCUCCCCUUGUGGAAAAAGUGGAACGUGGGAUUAGUGGUCAGGUUGAACAAAGUAUCCCACGAAAAAACUGUUUCACUGUGUUGAUUUUGCAAGAACCGCAUCACAAGUUUGCUACACAUAACACAGAAAAUUUGCCAUGCGCGUUUUCCAAGGGAAAACACGCUUGCAAAUCCAAUGUCUUGCAGGUGUAGCAAGACAAAUAGUUCUGUGCUCCAUUUUCUGCAUCACAAGUUCACAGCGAAGCAGUUUUUUCUUGCGAUACAAAGCCACAGUCUACGACCGGGAGAAGUUUAUCAAGAACGGCGUGAAGCACCUGGAUUUGUAUUUCAACGACGGGGGGUUGCCACCAAUCGAGCACAUCCAUCAGUUUUUACACGCGGUCGAGAACGAACCAGGAGCGGUUGCGGUAUAAUUUUUUUUUCUCGAUUUGUAGUCCCGCUCUGCAUGACAAGUGUGCUUUUUGUUGCUGCUGUUGCAUGCCAAACUGUUUCACCGAAAAAAUUCCGUAUCAACAUCAGGUCCACUGCAAAGCGGGCCUUGGAAGGACGGGAACGCUGAUCGGCGCCUACAUGAUGAAGCACUACAAGAUCCCCGCGAAGGUGUUUAUCAGCUGGAACCGAUUAGUCCGGCCGGGAUCCGUGCUCGGACCCCAGCAGCAAUUCCUCUGCGAUAUCGAACAGUCCAUGCACCAGAUGCACUCGGCGCAGGUUCCGAGGAUCGUGGCGCUGCGACCGCAACACGGGGUGGGGCACCCCAUCCGUGUGAUCGACAAUCCGAAUUACGGUAGGGCGGAGGGCAGUAAUGGUGGUUCGGCUGUCAAGUCGAGUUACGGACAGCCGGCGGGGGCAGCAAGUAUCACCAGAAAAAGUGUUAACGUUUACGGUUUUCACAGAUUGCAGCCAUGCAUCACAAAUUUAGCCUAGUACGCAUGCUAUGCAUGACAAAUUUGGGGACGUUUUGUGAUGCAUUGCCGCAUCACAAAUUCGAAUUCCGUAAACGAUAAACAUUGUUUCCUGUGAUAGCAAGUCUCGGAGUGACCGGGAAGAUGAUGAGCGUGGAGCAAUAUCCUGUGCAAAAGUAUCGUACUCGUAUUGCAAUCAUGCAUUACAAAUCUUUUUCUUGAGGUGAAUCUGCAUUACAAAUUUCCUGUCUCAUGCUGAGGAAAUUUGUAAUGCAUUUAUACGAGUACGAUACUUUUGCAGUUCAUAAGCAACAGGUACAACUAAUAAUAUGGAUGUUGAAAGAUUUGGUGGUCUUUGUGUUGCAUGUUUUGCAUUUGCUACGUUGACUGCAGUGCCGAUGCAGCAUGAUGCGCCGCAUGCCGUUCAUCUACCACAAAAACAAGUGGAUGAGAUAACAAGAGAAAAAAAAACACCUUAUCAGGGACAAGGCGACUGGCUGCUGUCGCAGAAGCGUCGCGCGCAGGGCUUCAAAACGACUUACAACACGAAUACCCCCGGUGCGUUUACGUACAAGGAGUAAGGGGAGGGGGGAAAACCCUGGACUGCAAACCGCACUGAAUUUUAGCAACCUGAAGAUAAACCAAACUCAAACAUUUUUUAAUCGUAUCUUUAGCAACUAGCAUCCAGCCACCAGCAGGGUGGAAGAGCACCAGUAGCGGAGGUACCAACUUGAAAGGAGCAACAAAAUUUGAAUUUUAGCAUCAGAAUUCUUCUAAAUGUACUGUAAAAAACAAUUUGCAUGAUGUUGUCUCUAGCUCUGCCUCUGAACAACCAUAAUUCGUUCUGAUGACACGACUACAAGUGGUCUAUGUAUUACAACUUUAUCUGUACAUAAAAAUUCAGCAGAGUUAGAGACAGCAUCAUGAUCAGAAGAAACGGAAACCUAUGGUCUUACUUUUGGCAUCAAUUUUUACAACGUAAAUUUCGACUUUUUUACCUUCUUAUUUUACCUUUAGGCAUUCACGACAAAACUCUUUGAAUUUUAGCAAUCAACAAUGUAACUUCAGCAAAAAACUUUCGUCUAAUUGUUGUUUCUCAUGAACUUUGACUUUUCAAUACUGGAAUUAGAAACACUGUACGAUAAGGAUCCAAACACAAUAAACACUGUAUUUAGAGAUCACCUCUAUUUUAUUUUCACUGAUUUUGCAUCACAUUCAAGUCGAAAUCGGAACAAAUCGGACGAAAUUUUCUUUUUCAUCAGAUAGUGGAGCUGUAUUUAUAAUUCUUUUCAGGCAAUAAUUUCAAAACGACGAGAAAGAGGAGUCAGAACACCUGUACAAUUUUUCGUAGGUCAUGUGCCUACGUAAAAAUUUGUAAUGGCAAAACGAAAUAAACCAGCAUAGCGCUCCGAUUUCGCACCCUCUUUUGAUUUGAUUCUUUGUGAGUCAGAUUGUACAAUUUUAUAAUUGGUAGACCAGCUGCUCGAGUCUGUUGUGCGACAGUUGCUCUCGCAUGACAGAUUCCUGUGGUAGGAUCAAUUCGUCGGAUAAAAACUUUCUUUUUUCAUCCUCCUCCUACUUGGGAACAAACGCAACUACUAGCUAGUGGAAGGGCCGUAUCAGCUUCAGCGGCGCGAGACUAUUUGGCAAAGAUCGAGACCAAGUGGAAGCUUAACUCCUGCUGAUUUCGUCUCACUUGAGUCUCAGUUGCGCAUACCUCCUAGCGGAAACAAAUCAGUGUGGAAACUUGUACUUUAUUUGUUGAGCAACUGUCAUUGUUUUUUCUAGAAUCAGAAAACGGAAACUGUAACAACUCUCUGUCAGAAGCUCCUCCUACUAGAGUUUUUGUGACACUUCUCGUCUGAAGCAAUGCCAUGCAAGUUGUGCUGUGUUCCUCCAGCCGGUAAAGAGAUUAUAUACAAAACAAAGAACAUC
Molecule: messenger RNA, 6943 nt
Organism: Amoebophrya sp. A120
Lineage: Eukaryota; Dinophyceae; Syndiniales; Amoebophryaceae
Source: the annotation of a GenBank genome assembly